AUUUCAACUGCCUUUUCGGAACUGUGACGAGGAGGAGAGUCGGACGGGUGUAAAGGGAUGAAAUAGGAUCCGCCGUGCGGUACAGAGCCCACAUACAGAAUAGCAAAACAGGAUUUUAUGAAGUGCAUAUAAUAGGAUGCGCUUGACCAGAAUAAUGACAGGAUUGUUCCCCACGCCAAUCUGUUACGUGAACUAAAGGUGUCCUCUUGUCAGCAUUAUUGUUCUUCAAAUCACUACAGCUUAAAGGAUCAAGUCUACUACUAACUUUUCAAGGAUAAUAUUCUCAAGAACUGAUUACUUUGCUGUUCAGCCACUACGUAUGUCUUGACGUCUUUAAGCAGAUGUGUGUCCAAUGGCCAAAUUAACAAAAUAUCGUCCGAAUAAUUCGGCAAUCCUCGCCAAGAGGGGUGAUGGUCAGGUCAUCUAUGACAACGCUGCAUUUCAGCACGACAACGGAAUUCAGUCUGACACUAACGGCACUAACCCGGAGCUAGCUUCGCCUGUAAGGGCUGCAGAGAAAGACGCCAACGAUCUGAAGUAUGACAUCAUCGAGAUCACGGAGAACGAGGCAGGUGAGGUGGCGUCGCCCGAGGACGAGAUGGACUGCUACAGCCGAGCCGUCCUGUCUGUUCAAAACGCCGUCUACGGGUUCUUCACAAACAACGCAAAAAUGCUGUGGACACUGACUUACUUGCUGCUACUUGCCGCCUACACAGGAUAUUUCAUCACAUCUAUGGUUUACAGGUUUGGAGAUGAAGGAUCCAUUCGUCUCUUGGUUGUGACGGUGCUGGUGGCCGUGUACUUGGUCUAUAGACUGGCUUGCUAUGUUCUUCAGCUCCAGGGUGCUUCUUGCGACAACUUAUCGCAAUACCUCGACAUGAUGUGGAAGUGCUGCAACAGGAUCAGGUUCAACAUCGUCCUGCCGGCAACGGUCUCAGCUGGUAUCGUCAUCUUCGUCAUCAUGGACGUCGCGCGGUUUAGGCCGCAGAAUCUCACCUCGGCUGGCGGCAUAGUAUUUUUCAUUGUCUUCUGCUACAUCUUUUCCCACAAUCCUGCCAAGGUGCGGUGGCGCCCAGUAGUCUGGGGUUUGCUGCUGCAGUUCAUCUUUGGGGCGCUGAUUCUGCGGACGGCAGCAGGGCGCGACACUUUCCGUUACCUUGGAGACCGCGUCUCGGAGUGUCUGGCCUACGCAGGCUCAGGGGCAAAGUUCGUGUUCGGCGAGCGCUACACAGAUCAUUUCUUUGCAUUCAGUGUAUUGUCAGUGGUGGUGUUUUUCUCAUCCUGUGUAUCCAUGCUCUACUACCUUGGCUUCAUGCAGUUUCUCAUCAGAAACCUGGGUCGCUUCCUGUCCUUCUGUCUGGGCACCUCCCCGGUCGAAUCCAUUAACGCAGCCAGCAACAUCUUCAUUGGCCAAAGCGAUGCUGCUUUGAUGGUCAAGCCAUUCCUGGCCAACAUGACAAUGUCCGAGCUGCAUGCCAUCCUCACUGGAGGGUUCGCUACCAUCGCUGGCUCCGUCAUGGCCGCCUACAUUAGCUACAAGGUGCCUGCUGACCACCUCUUGUCGGCAUCAGUCAUGUCAGCUCCAGCGGCUCUGGCCAUGUCAAAACUUCUCUACCCGGAGACAGAAAAAGUUAAAAAUACAGCUGAGGAAGUCUACAACAUGAAACGAGGGCUCCAGCGCAACAUCAUCCAGGCGGCGUCGGAAGGAGCCUCGCAGGCUGUGAGAUUAGCGGCCAACAUCGCAGUCAACCUCAUCGCCUUCGUAGCUCUCCUCGAACUCCUCAACUCCACUCUCACGUGGCUGGGUGAUCGUGUAGGCAUUGACAACCUCACCUUCCAGCUGAUGUGCUCGUACCUGUUCUGGCCGUUAGCAUUCCUGAUGGGUGUCGAAGCUCCAGAUCGCAGGGCUUUUGGUGAACUCGUUGGCACCAGGAUCGUUCUUAAUGAGUUUAUCGCCUAUACGGAUUUGUCUAAGUACAUCCACAACAGAGCGACGCUUGACCAGUAUUCACUAAAUUUUAGUAAGGGAUUAUCAACGCACCCGACAGGUUCUUGGAACUACACAAACGGUGGAAUCUACCUGAACGAUGUCGGUGUCUUCCUGGAAAAAGGUGUUAUAUCAGAACGAACCGUUGUAGUUGCGACGUACGCAUUAUGUGGGUUCGCGAACAUCGCAUCCAUGGGUCUGAUGCUAGGCGCCCUGGGUAGCAUGGCACCCAGCCGUCGAAGCGACAUCUCCAGCAUCGUGGUGAGAGCCAUGAUAGCCGGAAGCGUGGCCUGCUUCCUGACGGCCUGCAUCGCAGGGAUGCUUCUAGACUGACCUCAAGAGCAGCAGCGAAUUCGGUCCCAGUGUCUGACAAAGGGUUUGCUGCUUCUACAAAUAUAGUUUACAUCACGGAUGCAUAUUACUCUACAAAAGUCUGUGGCUUAUUUUGCAGUCGACCUGAACACCAGCCUUUCACCUUCUCUCGUCUGACUAAUGUCCAUCCCUGUACAUAGGUUCCACAGCCAGAAAUAUGCUGGAGACGAGAGCAGCCCACACCUCACCAUUCUCUCAUCGACUGCCCAUGCAUAUAGCCAGAUUAGGAAGUAAUGGAUGAGAAACCGUCUACACUGCAGGGGAAUGCUUGAGUGACCCAUCUCGAAUUUUGAAUGUAACUGACGAAAAAUAAAUAUAUUGCCUAACUGGC
This is a messenger RNA of Pomacea canaliculata, 2690 nucleotides long. RefSeq lists its product as uncharacterized. Gene Ontology annotation, molecular function: nucleoside:sodium symporter activity. Gene Ontology annotation, cellular component: membrane. The transcript has 14 exons. The coding region runs from base 353 to 2320 and encodes 655 amino acids. Gene Ontology annotation, biological process: nucleoside transmembrane transport. The record is from RefSeq and is a predicted model, not a curated record. Lineage: Eukaryota; Metazoa; Mollusca; Gastropoda; Architaenioglossa; Ampullariidae.